Messenger RNA from Daphnia carinata, 5239 nucleotides. It is a transcript of the gene p120ctn, whose product is annotated as splicing regulator ARVCF-like. Gene Ontology annotation, molecular function: cadherin binding. Bases 617 to 3934 code for a protein of 1105 amino acids. The transcript has 17 exons. The record is from RefSeq and is a predicted model, not a curated record. Gene Ontology annotation, cellular component: cytoplasm; nucleus; adherens junction. Lineage: Eukaryota; Metazoa; Arthropoda; Branchiopoda; Diplostraca; Daphniidae. Gene Ontology annotation, biological process: cell-cell adhesion; cell-cell junction assembly.
AGGCGUCACAAGGCUGUCAAGCGAUGGAAGGAGUAGGAGCGCUUUACCAGAGCAAACGAGUUGAUGAACACUGGGUUGGUUUUGUGCUUCUUGAUAUUUUGACGUGUGUUUUACCAGACACUGCGACUUCGUUUGUUCACAAUUAACUGAGUUAUCUGACAAUUAGUUAUAAGCAGUCUCUGGACCAUCAGACUGCGGAGUUGUUGUGAAAACCUCGUAUGUUUCCCGCCGUAUCGCCGUGUGUACAGCCAAGUUACAGUAUCCACACAAGCUGGGCGAGGUCACGGUUCUGUUGGAUAUUAUUAUUUUGCAGGUUUCACCGGUAUUUCAAACAUCUUUGUGUAACAAGUGGUGAUUGACAGUGUCGGCUUAUUCCUGCCAUCUCAUACUCAUAUCCCUUCCAUUUCUGGAUGGUAAACACGGAUAAUUGCAAGACUCCCCGAGCAAAACCAACAACAGCCUUCUUGGCUGGAAUGGGGGAUCAAAUCCAGAUCUAAUGCCAAUACUAGGGACCCAAGUUUAAUGUUAGUCCUUGUGGCAGACUUUAUGACUACUACGGGUUGGUAAACAAACAAAAAAAGUGACAUCUUUAUAAGCCCUUAAACGAUUGGACACUAUGACGUCGACGCAGCCAUCCUCGACCAACGAAUCCUUCCUUUUUGUUGAACGCCAAGUGGAGUCCAGUCACGAAGAGCGCACCCAUUCCAAGACGGAAACCUUUACACGGCGAGUAUACUAUCCUGCCGACGGUAACCAAGGAAACGCCAACGUCAUGCCUCAGUACACAUUGGGAACCGAUCCUACGGGGACGUACGGACAUACGACGUACGCCAGCAGCAAUGGCGGACUGGCCGGUGGCGGUCACGUGGAUGCGCCAACAUCGUCUCCGGGAAUUCCGGCCAACGCCACCUUAGUUUCGCGUACCAAACAGCAGCUCACCACACAGCAAGUGACGACGGUGACGCAGUUAGUCCGCGAGGUGCAGCAUAUUGGGCCAGACGGCCAACCAAUUCUGGUCGAUCCCUACAAUCCUUACGGCGAAUAUACGGGCCAGCCACAUUCGACGGGCACUUACGGACGUAACGGGUCCUCCUCGAGUGGCAUUCCAGUUGUUGGGCAACCGCAGCGAUUCGCCAACUACGAACACAUCGCCGAAGGAGCCGACUACCGCACACACAGCCCGGCUGGCUACGGACGGACGGCCAACUACGCCGACUACGAGCCGUAUCCACAUUUAGCCGGGCCGCGUGGCGGACCUGGUGGCGUUGUCGUCGGCCCGCCUCCGGACUACGCCUAUCAAACGGCCCAACCACCCGGACUCUACCGCGACUAUCCCGACAUGGAUCCUAGCAAUGCGGGCACUCUGGCUGGCGGUGUACCUAUUUAUGGCGACCGGCCGCCUACUCCGCCAUCCCCCAGCGAACAAUCCGAGUCGCCACUGCCGCAUCAUUCCCGAGAUUAUUCGAGGCAAGGCCUACCUUAUCCACCGUCAGGGUAUGCCGAAAUGGACAACGCCAUUCCGCCAGAUCGUUACGCAGCUCAUUCUCCCUACGGUCGAGCCGCUUAUGCCAAUGUCAACGGUUUGGAUCCGGGCUCAACGGCCGGCCCUGGCUCCGGUUCCGGAUACCGUUCACAUCAAGACGAUCAAGAUGACCAACAGAUGCAGUAUCAACAGCAACAACAACAAGACUUUGGCAUGAAUUCGGCUGGUCACAGUCCGACGCGGAGGCUGGCUCCUCCUCCGCCAUCCCGAUCGGGUGGCGUCGAGGGCACCUAUCAACCUCGCCCACCACCACCCGUGCCGGCUGAAGCAAUGGCCAGUCUCAAUAUCGGACUCGAUAAAAGUGGUGUACGAUGGCGCGAUCCGGACUUGCACGAAGUCAUCGCCUUCCUCAACAACCCCAACGCCGUGGUGAAGGCGAACGCGGCCGCUUACCUGCAGCAUCUCUGCUACAACAGUGACCCGGUUAAGCAACAGACGAGGCUCUUGGGUGGCAUCCCACUCCUCGUCGGCCUCAUCUCGUCAGAGCAGCCCGACGUUCACCGCAACGCUUGCGGAGCGCUCAGAAAUCUUUCAUACGGACGGCAAAAUGACGAAAACAAAAGAGCGUUGCAUAAAGCUGGCGGUAUACCAGCCUUGGUCCGGCUACUCACAAGGAGGCCCGAUUCCGACGUCCAAGAGCUCGUGACGGGAGUGUUGUGGAAUCUCUCUUCUUGCGAGGAACUGAAGCGAAUCAUUCUGGACGAGGCGCUAUCUGUUCUGGUGGCUCAAGUAAUCAUUCCCCAUUCGGGAUGGGACCGCAAAAAGCCGGGUCCCACCCACUGGACGCCUCUCUUGCGGAACGGCUCCGGCAUCCUAAGGAAUGUCAGCUCUGCGGGAAUCGAAGCUCGUCAGGCACUCCGUCUAAAGGAUGGGGUAGUGGAGGCCCUAUUGUAUCUAGUACGAGGCGCCAUCGACCAGAACCACAUGGAUAACAAGAGUGUGGAGAAUGUCAUUUGUGUCCUGCGCAACCUUUCCUAUCGUUGCGAGGAGGUGGUUAAUCCCAAUUAUGACAAGCAGCCGCCCAGUUCGGGAGCGGGAGGUAGCGGAGGGCAAACCAGAGCCACGGCUCAACACUCUGGGGAGAACCAAGGCUGUUUCGGAGCCAGCCGGAAGAAGAAAGAUGGUAGCGGAGCGAGUGGGACUUUACUGCCUUCACCUUCAUCGCCGUCGACAAACAGUGGCGCCAAUGCGGCAGCUAAUAGCGGAUCGAGCGGAAAUUUACCGCAGCGAUCCGACCCACCGAAAGGCAUGGAACUUCUCUGGCAGCCGGACAUCGUGCAGCCUUACUUGGCCUUGCUGUCCAACUGUUCCAAUCCGGAGACGUUGGAGGCAGCCGCUGGUGCCAUUCAAAAUCUGGCAGCUUGUUAUUGGCAACCAUCGAUCGACAUUCGAGCCGCCGUCCGCAAAGAGAAAGGAUUGCCCGUUCUGGUGGAGCUGCUGCGGAUGGAAGUCGAUCGCGUCGUCUGCGCCGUGGCCACAGCUUUGCGCAAUUUGGCCCUAGAUCAACGCAACAAGGAGCUUAUCGGUAAAUACGCCAUGCGAGACUUAGUCCAGAAGCUGCCUUCUUCGACACCUCCACCGGCGAAUGCCAAAAACCAACAGGGAAUCCAGCAACAACACGAUCUUGGCGGCGCUUCUGAUGAAACCAUCGCCGCCGUUCUGGCCACUCUCAACGAAGUCAUCAAGAAGAAUGCCGAAUUUGCCCGCUCUCUAUUGGAUGAAGGCGGCGUCGACCGGCUGGUGUCCAUCACACGACAGAAGCAGCGCUACUCGUCGCGGGUGGUCAAGUUCGCCUCUCAGGUCUUGGCCGCGUUAUGGACGCAUCAGGAACUGCGAGACGCUUACAAGAAAUCCGGCUGGAAGGAGUCAGAUUUUGUGAGCCGGAGCAGUACAGUGUCCGGCAGUGGAAGCAGUGGUGGUGGAGCGGGAGGAGGGAUGUCGGGCGGAGGCGGCGCCUCGUCUCCUAGUCAUUCGGCCGCCAACUCGACGUUGAACAGGCCGAUGUCCAGUCAGGGAGGCACCCGCUACGAGGACAAGACUCUAUCGCUUCAACGGUCCGGCAAUGCUUCUGGUUUCGCCAAUGCGAACAAUAAUGGCCAAGCGAAUAGACAGCAGACUUACCGGGCGGACGAUGUCCCAUUGGCUGAUAUGCAGUACGCAGAAGGAUCAACACACGCCCCACCCGCCGGAGGCGUGCGAAUAUUCCCACCUGGAACCAAACCCGGCGAGCCUGUGUACGCCCAAGUGAAUCGAGACAAAAAAAGAAGUCGACAGUAUGAAGGCGGUUCCGGUCAGGAUGUGGGUUUGACCGGAACAUACGACGAGGCACCCUCUCUGUCGCGCCUCAACAUGGACCCGCAUGGGCAGGGAGCCGGAGAUUCGUGGGUCUGAGGCAUCAACCGUGUGAACAUUUUCAAAUAUAAUAAAGGAGUAGGACCUUCUCGUCUCCCAGUUUACAUACACAACCGACCCGCGUACGUUUCGAUGGCCGAAACGGUGGGAACAUUUCACGGCUCCUUCGCUCUCUCGCGACGGCAAAAUUCUUUUUUCUUCCACGGGAAAAUCAGUCGAGAGGACUCGGCCGCUAAUAAGAAUUGAUUUAAAUGAUUUUAUUAAUUUUUUUUUUUUUCUUUCUUUUGCCUCUAUCCAAUUUUCUUGUUUCUCCAUCUCAACCCUUUCAUGUUUCCGUUCGGGUCACAGGCAGAUAACACACACAUUUCUCUCCUUUUUGUAGGUACAAGUUAUCGUCCAUUCUCCCGUUUCGUUUAAGGUCAGAUAUUGUGCCUUUUUUUCAACCCCUGCUCCCGUUUCUUUUCUUUUCGAUAUGGCAAAUCUUUAUUCAGAUUUUUUUUCUCUCUUUAUUUUUCCUUUUUUUAUUAUUAUUAUUAUUAUUAUUAUUAUUAUAAAAUUAUUUUGUAUGUAAAGGUAUCUUUCAGUUCGGAUUCGUUCUUUCAGCUCCAUCACUAUUAUCUCCAUUUCCCCUUUUUAUACAUAACUAUUCCGAUUGAACGAACAAGAUAGACAAGAACAAGAAAACGAACGAGGAAAAGUAACUUUGAUUUUGGUGUAUCACCCGCUUUCACAUAGAUCAGCGAGAGAAAGAGACGCUUCGGUUUUUUUUUUUGUAUAAAAAAAGAAGAAAACAUUAACUUCCUUACUCAAAUUGAAAAAAAAAAAAAAAAAAAAAAAAAGAGAAGUGAGACGGCAAAAGAACUUGCGAUAAUUAUUUACCGUCUUCUUGAAAAAACAAAAAAAAAAACAAGUAAAUAUUAGAACUACUACUAUGUGUUACCUCGCUUCCUCUUUCCACAGCUUCUGUGCACGACAUUCCACGAAAGCACACUAAAGGACACGUUCACAAGCUCCAGCAGUCACUUAAACCUAUUUUCUCCAUUGCUAAAGAUUGGUCGUCUGCAAAAGUUGUACUCUUAUUCCCUGUCGGCAGGAUUCAAUCUCCCUCCCGCUACUCUUCGUUCAUCAGACUGUUGUGUCUUUUCCCCUUCCCCCCCCCCUUGUUUUUUUUUUUUCACUGCAUAGGAAGAUUUAAAAAAUGAAUUUUUGUCAUCGCGCUUCCUAUCUUUUCAUCAUCCUGUGUUUUCAUUUAUUAUAAUAAUAAUAAUAAUUUUUUUUUUGGUGUUGUGUUACAAAACAAAAAAAAAACAUACCAAUGUGCAGGCCAAUACAUAGUUAAUGGUG